GAAGGUGUGAUAUGGUGAUUUACACUGGUAAGGCGAAUGAGAAGUUGGCAUCGGGAUUACUUGAACCGUUCCUUUCGCAUCUUAAAUCCGCGAAAGAUCAGAUAUCUAAAGGUGGCUACUCCAUCACUCUGAGAUCAGAUGCUUCCUAGUUCACUAAAGCCACUCUGGAGAGAUUUGUAAGUUUUGUUAGGACGCCUGAAGUUCUAGAGAGAUUUGUCACAUUAGAGAGGGAGAUUUCCCAGAUACAAGAAUCAAUCCUAUCCAAUGAAGCUCAAAACAUCGAUAUGGCAAUGGAAGGAAAUGCAUCAGUUUCUGAGGGAAACUUCACAAAGUCAUCUGUGUCCUAUAAGUCCAAAGCAAAAUAUGAUGGAGCUGAUGAUGCUGUCACUGCCUCAGAAGAAAAUUCCAAGGUCCAUCUCCAACGGGUUCUGGAGACUCGAAAGGCAGUGCUUCGGAAGGAGCAAGCAAUGGCUUAUGCUCGUGCUCUGGUUGCUGGGUUUGAAUUGGAGCAUAUAGAUAAUCUCAUAUAUUUUGCUGAGGCCUUUGGAGCUUUGCGUUUGAGGUAUGGGUUAAACAAGAAGUCUGUUAUCUGCAAAAAAUAA
Eucalyptus grandis is the source of this 602-nucleotide messenger RNA. RefSeq names its product COP1-interacting protein 7-like. Gene Ontology annotation, biological process: response to light stimulus; positive regulation of DNA-templated transcription. Bases 285 to 602 code for a protein of 105 amino acids. The record is from RefSeq and is a predicted model, not a curated record. Lineage: Eukaryota; Viridiplantae; Streptophyta; Magnoliopsida; Myrtales; Myrtaceae. The transcript has 5 exons.